UUUAUCUGAUAUAAAGCCUUUAUCAAAAAUAAAAUAUAAAGCCUAUGGCAGUAUAAGAAAACAGUAUGUUUAAAUUCAAGAUGGUGCUCGUAUUCUUAAGCCUAUCUUUGAAACGAACCUUAAAAUCAAUGUAAAAGAAAGGUGCUUGUAAAGGAAAGAGGAGUAUAAAAAUAGAUUAGAAUGUGACAACCCUUAAGCUUUAACAAAUGAGUUUUGUCGUGACAUUCUAAUUUUACAGGAAGGAAGAUGAAGAAUUUCAAUAAUGGCUUCUUCCCCAGCAUGCUCUUUCUUCUCAUAUGUCUUGUGUAUUCGGGGCUUGCUAAUGAUCCUUUCUCCCAUAGUCGCUCUCUCAAAACAGAGUGUAUAAUGAAGCCUCCACGAAGCAUUGCGGAACAAGAAUUAAUACUACUUAGCCACUCUGAUGAAGAUGACUCUGAUCAAGAGUGGGAGAUAGAUGAAAAUGGGGCUAUUAGAGAAAUGGCACAGAGAAUUCAGCUUCAGCAAGGAAUCAUUUACAGCUUCUCCGCUUGGGUAAAGUUGAGAGGAGGAAACGACAAGAAAGUAGGGAUUGUGUUCAGAUCAGAAAGUGGAAGACUUGUUCAUGGAGGUGAAGUUAGGGCAAAGCAAGGAUGUUGGUCUUUGCUUAAAGGUGGGAUUGUACCUAAUGUUUCAGACCCAGUAGAUAUAUUCUUCAAGAGUGAAGACAGAGAAGCAAAGAUCUCUGUAACAAAACUGUCGCUAAAACAGUUUAGUAAAAAAGAAUGGAAACUGAAACAAGAUCAACUUAUUGAAAAGAUAAGGAAGAAUAAAGUGAGAUUUGAAGUUACUUAUAACAAUAAAACUGCGGUAAAAGACGCAGUAAUAUCCCUAAAACAAACCAAACCAUUUUUCCUCUUAGGCUGUGCAAUGAAUUUCCGGAUCCUACAAAGUGAAGGGUACAGAAAAUGGUUUGCGUCACGGUUCGCAAUCACGUCAUUCACCAAUGAAAUGAAAUGGUAUACAACAGAGAAAGUACGCGGUCAGGAGAACUACACGGCAGCAGAUUCAAUGCUGAAGUUUGCAGAGGAGAAUGAUAUAUUGGUUAGAGGUCAUACAGUUUUAUGGGACGACCCAAAGAUGCAACCAAGUUGGGUGGAAAAUAUAAAAGACCCUGAAGAUGUGAGGAAUGUGACACUGAACCGGAUAAAUUCGGUUAUGAAGAGGUACAAAGGUAAGUUAACCGGGUGGGAUGUGGUUAACGAGAAUUUGCAUUGGGAUUACUUUGAAAAAAUGCUUGGUGUAAACGCUUCGUCAAGAUUCUACAACCUUGCUUAUAAGCUAGAUCCUGAUGUGACAUUGUUUGUUAACGAGUACAACACGAUUGAGAACCCUGGAGACGUUACUGCGACGCCGGUUAAGGUGAAGGACAAGAUGGAGGAGAUACUUGCGUACCAAGGAAACGAAAACAUUAAAGGAGCAAUUGGAGCUCAGGGUCACUUUAGUCCAAUUCAGCCUAACUUAGCUUACAUGAGAUCUGCACUGGAUACUUUAGGCUCACUAGGGUUGCCUGUAUGGAUUACAGAGCUUGAUAUGCCUAAAUGCCCUAACCAGGCAAAAUACAUAGAAGAAAUUCUAAGGGAAGCUUACUCGCAUCCUGCGGUGGAAGGCAUCAUAAUAUUUGCUGGACCUGAGGUGUCUGGUUUUGACAAGCUGACACUCGCGGACAAGGACUUCAACAACACAGAGACAGGAGAUGUAAUUGACAAGUUGCUCAAGGAGUGGCACCAAAAAACUUCAGAUAUUCCAAAUAUUUUCAUGGUGGACCACGAGAACGAAGAGGAAGAUGUGUCAUUGUUGCAUGGACUUUACAACGUGAACGUAGGUCAUCCACAGAUCAAGAACUUGUCCACCAGUUUGUGCUUGGAGGUAACUAAGGAGAUGGGUCCGCGCCAGGUGGUUAGAGUUGUGAUUAAUGCUUAAAAGUGAUAAUUAUAUACAACAUUAAUAACAUAUCAGUAUAACAUUGGUCGUAGUGAAAUAGUACUUGAAACGUCAAUUACAAAAUCAUAAUGUCUUCUUCAGGAGUCAUUAAAAAUAAUAUAACUAAUGCUGAAAGAUUAUACUAGUGAACUAUCAUUUGUAAAAACAUUAUAAAGGAAAAUUUCAAUAUACAAAAACAGAGUUACCUAAUCGGCUAAUCCUGACCUGAACUUAACGUCUUGAUUCCUUACACAACUUAAACUUCUUGUUCUCAAACUAAGUUAUACACACACAAAAAAGGUUUAACUAUACAACUCAUUUGAAAACACACAAACACACAUGUGAAGGGAAGUGAAAAAGCAAGAGACACAUGGAGGACGGGAACACUGAAAUCGGGAGCAUAGGAAUUAUCAGUGAUUGUAAAGAAAGGGACCAGAAGGUGUCACAUCUAAAGUGUGUAGUUGGUCGAAGUGCGUGUUCUUGCACGUGAGCACAUGUGUGAAUUUGUUGAACCUUGCGUAUUAUUACAUUUUUACGUGCACACGUGCUCACAUGCAU
This is a messenger RNA of Brassica napus (rape), 2517 nucleotides long. RefSeq names its product endo-1,4-beta-xylanase 5-like. Gene Ontology annotation, molecular function: hydrolase activity, hydrolyzing O-glycosyl compounds. The record is from RefSeq and is a predicted model, not a curated record. Gene Ontology annotation, biological process: carbohydrate metabolic process. The transcript is spliced from 6 exons. NCBI's taxonomy places the organism in Eukaryota, Viridiplantae, Streptophyta, Magnoliopsida, Brassicales, Brassicaceae. The coding region runs from base 247 to 1959 and encodes 570 amino acids.